AUGGUUUUCAAAGACACGUCUGUAGACCAGAUACAUUAUUUGCGAUCGCGUUGCCAUCUUUUACACGUAUCUGUCUGUGUUUAUGCCGCUUACUUUGUUUAUGUCCUCAACACAGCCAAACAACUGUUGAAAUCUGAAGAAUCUUUGUCAAGGAGUCCAAUCAGUACAAAGAAAGAUGACAAGCCAAGUCUAUGUGUUGGCAUGAUAGGCUGUGGAAAACUUGGACAACAAAUUGCAAAAUGCCUUCUCACAUUUGGUGGACUGUGUCCUGAAAACCUGUUGAUUUCAACCAGAAGGCCAGAGCUCUUAAGAGACCUCACCAAUCAGGGUGUAAAUUGUAUCAAAGAUAAUAUUGCAGUCUUUAUGAAGACAAAAAACAUCAUUGAUAAAAUUUUGCCCCAAGAAAAUCCAGAUAAUUUUGUACAAGUUGAUAAGAGAUUCCCAGAAUAUAUGGCCUAUGCAGUGGUGAAUUUGUGUAUAGCCUUGAGCAAUUUACCUCUGGAUAACAUUGUGCAUUUGACACAGGAAGUUAUCUUUGGAGAAAACAUUGAAGAUGUACUUACGAGAGAAGAUUUCUUUCCCCAAAUGGAGCACAAAUCACUGAUUGAUUUACGCGAGAAAAGCCAUCAGAAGACACCUCUGAUGAAAAAGCUCAAAACCAACGUCAUGGCGGACGACCGAAGAUGUUUCGGUGCCCUCUUAAACGGUUUGGCUCGACGGAAUUAUUUUGGAAACUCAGAAUUAACUGACGAGCUCCUAAAAGAGCAAAUAUAUCCCAAAAUAUCCGACGAAGAGUUCCAGCAGCUAGUUACAAAAUGCACUGCUCUUACAAAGAGUAUGGUUUCUGUGGAUAUGGAUUUCAACCAAUUAGAAGCAUUCCUUACGUCUCAGAUUCGAAAAAAAGACAGUGGGAUGAAUGAAGAAAAAUCAAAUGCUGUAAGGAAGUUUUGGAAGAAUCACCGGACAAAAAUUCAUGAAACUCAAGUGCAGCAAACUAUGUGGGACACAAGUCUGAAGCAGAUGUCUUGGAGAGUUGAUAUUAAAACCCAAUCCAAGAACAAUGAUCAUGUCAAUGCACCAACUGCAAUUAUAGAAUUGCAAUUGAGUGAUAAUCAAGAAACCUUGAAUGGAAAUGAAAAACCUGAAUUGUUGCAUUUUGAAAUGGAUGAAAAGAAACUGGAUCACUUCCUAAAAAGCCUAUAUGAGAUACGAGAUGAAAUUAGCCUUCAUAGCUAUACUUUAAUUCAUCCUCACCCCGACAAUUUCAAAACGAACCUGUUAUUCAAUCCAGAGAGAUUUUUUCCCCUGUCCAUACUUGACAAAUAG
Messenger RNA from Acanthosepion pharaonis, 1326 nucleotides. Lineage: Eukaryota; Metazoa; Mollusca; Cephalopoda; Sepiida; Sepiidae. The record is from the annotation of a GenBank genome assembly.